AUGACUAAUGACGAUUCAGCGAACUUGCAAACUCCUCUAAACGGAGCACCCAAGGACGUUUUGAACACUCUAGCAACGGAUGUUUCUGCGGCCAACGCACCUGCUAACGUCGCGUCGCUCGACGAGUUCAAGAAGCUGCUUUCCUCCUACGAAAAGAGGUCGGAAGAGCAUAAUAAACUCGUGGGAACGCUGACCAAACAGGUUCAAACCCUAACGGCAAGGUCCCGUGAAGUCCUCCCUCGCGGAGCCACGAAACUCCGCGGCAGGAGACUCGAGUUCGCGACCCCACACGAUAGACCUGGAACUUCGCAGGAACGUCCUUCCGGACAAAACCCUAGCGAAACAUCCCCUGUAGAGAAAGGCAACUCGAAAAAACCUCCACCGUCCGAAAAGGACACCGAGGUGGAUGAAGUCGAGCGCAUCGACUUGGAGCCCAGCGAUGACUCCGACAAAGACGCUGACGUCCAUCCAAGAAGAACCCGCAGCCGUUCGGCUCGGGAGAAUUCUCCGUUCGACAAACCCAUGACGGAAGAAGAGGAAAACCUCUAUUGGGUCGAACAUGAGGAACUUGCCGAAAGGCAAACCGAGAUUAAUCGCCGUGAACGCCGACAAGAUCGGAAAACCGCUGGAGAAGAUCCCGAUAUACGCGAUCUCCGCGAUUACAUCACCAAGACCGCCGCGGAAGUAAGGGCCGUGAAAUUGCAGAUCCACCACGCCACGAGUGCUGCCCCAGAAAUCGAUAGGUUGCUCGAGGUGGCCCGUAAAACGCCUUUCACAGCACGAAUCUCCGAGACCAAGGUGUCUAAUUCGGGGAAGCUCAAGAUACCGAUGUAUAACGGUACGACUGACCCAAAGGCGCAUCUCCAGGCGUUCCAUAUCACUAUGGGAAGAUUCAGGCUUAGAGAAAGCGAGAAAGACGCUGGUUACUGUCGCCUGUUCGUUGAAAAUAUCAAAGGUGCGGCGCUCGAAUGGUUCUCCCGGUUGAAGCGAAACUCCAUCGGAAGCUUUCGCCAACUCGCAUCGGAAUUCCUCCUCACAUACUCUAUGUUCAUUGAUAGAGAAACUUCCGAUGUCGAUCUCUGGAGCUUAACUCAGGAAGAGGGCGAGCCCCUCCGAGAAUUCAUGAACCGUUUCAAACUGAUCAUGGCGAAGGUCAGCGGAAUCAGUGACAAAGUCGCCAUUGACGCGCUUAGGAAGGCGCUCUGGUACAAGUCGAAGUUCAGAAAGUGGAUAACACUCGAAAAGCCUCGCACAAUCCAGGACGCCCUCCACAAAGCCUCAGAUUACAUAAUGAUCGAAGAAGAGACGAAAUACGUCCAUCACGAGGAGGAAGAACUCCAAGAUGCGCACAACUACGCGAUCAAUCCGGAGCAGGGCAGAACUUCGGGGAAUACGUGGAACCGUAACCAUAGUUACGACAAAAACGUCUACUGCGAGUUCCAUCAGACCGAAGGUCACUCCACGGCUAACUGCAAAGUCGUAGGGGCAAAAUAG
This is a messenger RNA of Raphanus sativus (radish), 1494 nucleotides long. RefSeq lists its product as uncharacterized. Lineage: Eukaryota; Viridiplantae; Streptophyta; Magnoliopsida; Brassicales; Brassicaceae. The coding region runs from base 1 to 1494 and encodes 497 amino acids. The record is from RefSeq and is a predicted model, not a curated record. The transcript has 2 exons.